Hipposideros armiger (great roundleaf bat) is the source of this 3002-nucleotide messenger RNA. RefSeq names its product retinoschisin 1 (gene RS1). NCBI's taxonomy places the organism in Eukaryota, Metazoa, Chordata, Mammalia, Chiroptera, Hipposideridae. The record is from RefSeq and is a predicted model, not a curated record. Gene Ontology annotation, molecular function: signaling receptor activity. Bases 59 to 733 code for a protein of 224 amino acids. The transcript is spliced from 6 exons. Gene Ontology annotation, cellular component: plasma membrane.
CUCCUGGGGAAGCUCUUCACUUGGAUAAGGUACAGCUGUGGCCAAGGACAAAGGGAGAAUGCCACGCAGAAUAGAAGUCUUCUUGUUUUUACUCCUCUUUGGCUAUGAAGUCACGCUAGGAUUAUCAUCUACUGAGGAUGAGGACGAGGACCCCUGGUAUCACAAAACGUGCAAGUGCGAUUGCGAAGGAGGCGCCAAUGCCCUGUGGUCUGCGGGUGCCACCUCUUUAGACUGCAUACCAGAAUGCCCCUAUCAUAAGCCCCUGGGUUUCGAAUCAGGAGAGGUUACACCAGACCAGAUCACCUGCUCCAACCCGGAGCAGUAUGUGGCCUGGUAUUCCUCGUGGACCGCCAACAAGGCCCGGCUCAACAGUCAAGGCUUUGGGUGCUCUUGGCUCUCCAAGUUCCAAGACAGCAGCCAGUGGUUACAGAUAGAUCUGAAGGAGGUCAAGGUGAUUUCAGGGAUACUCACCCAGGGUCGUUGUGACAUUGAUGAGUGGAUGACCAAGUACAGUGUACAGUACCGGAGCAACGAGAGCCUGAACUGGAUUUACUAUAAGGACCAGACCGGAAACAACCGGGUCUUCUACGGAAACUCAGACCGAACCUCCACAGUCCAGAAUCUGCUGCGCCCCCCCAUCAUUUCCCGCUUCAUCCGGCUGAUCCCGCUGGGCUGGCACGUCCGAAUUGCCAUCCGGAUGGAGCUGCUGGAGUGCGUCAGCAAAUGUGCCUGAUGCCUGCCUCAGCUUGGCGCCUGCCAGGGGGUGGAGGGCACAGUAGCCCACGGAGGAACCCUGACAUGCCACUGUGACGAACGGGGCUGUAUUUUACAAGCUCUUUUCAAUGCAGAGUUGAGCAGAGAAUAUUUCUUUUUCUUUUUUCCAAAAUAUAGUUUCCAAGUUCAAUGAAAAAAAAAAAGUGAACAUAUUCCCCACUCAGGGCCAAAGAAAACAGGAACAAAGAAAAUGUCCCUAAAAACAAUUUUCAUACAAAAGCUUUAGCAGGGGUAAUUUGCUGCUCUGUUUUUUGUUUUUUUUUGUCUCAGUGACACUGUGAAAGGUGCAGUCCCAGGGGAAACACAAAGCAGCCCUGAUAAAUUGAAAAUUCUUUUGCAUUACUACAUUUAAAACACGAACAUAGCGUAUAAAAAGCCUUGCUUUGAAUGCAAAGGGGGAGCAAGCUUGCAGGUUCUCCUAGCUAAGUUUUCAUUAAAUCAUGGUUGUUUAGGACUUUAGAGCACUGGGUACACAGAGUGCAAGGUUUUGGGGUGAGAUGAGUACAGUACGGUGGAUGGAAAGCACAGACUCCUGGGAGACUUACAUGACCAAACCCCCAUGCAGGAGGACCUCCCCUGCUCUGAGCUCUCACCCCCAUGCACACAGGGAUUGCGGGGUUCCAGAGCUCUCAUGACAUACAGCUCUAUUCUGCAGUCCAUUCAGGCAAAUUAUCCCAGUCUGUGGUCACUAUUUAGGUGAGUACAUAGGACAGGCUGCACAUGCAAGUAGCAAAGUUUCCCUAUAUUUAGGAACCCCAAAUGACCAGAACACACGAGAAUUUCUCUUUAUCUGGGGCUACCAUUUUUCAACAAGCUUCACACUCUGAAAACAGUUGGCCCAGGAGCUAUCACUGGCUACACGGAGGAGGCCCAUUAGCAGAGUCCAUGCUUCAUGCGAAGUGGUCAGGACCUACCUCUCCUAAGAAGGGCGAUGUGGCUAUGCCCCUGAUGAGCCCAACCUUCCAACCUCUGCCCUCUGGCCUUGCAACACACACACCCGCCUGCUUCUGCUGCUGAGAGCUCUUAGGGAAGGAAGGGAGGGGCCUGGAACGAGGCUGGCCUUCCCCUCCUGGAGAAGCUCAUUAAGCAAAGAGCUCUAGAAGCGACCCUCUAAGUCUCUUUCAUCCUUUAUAGGGGAGCCUGUUUUCCGGCCUUUCUCUGGGAGAGGCUGAUGACAUGCUGCUGGUGGGCAGGAGAGGAUUUGAAAGUAGGAGCUGAGGGGAGUGGAAUCAGAGGAUGGGGGACUCCAAUGAGACUGGGGCAUCAAUCCAAGACUAUCCUGGCCCUGACCCAGUGCGGCCUUUGCUGGCAGCGCUGAGUGACUGUUUUCAAAUGCCAAGCCGAGUGAAUGGACUCACACUAACGCGAUCCUGGGCAUCACAUCCAUCUUCCAAGAGGGCAGCCCCCUAAAAGCCCCAAAUCUCUUCCCUGGUGUUUUGGGGCUUAGAACAGCUUCAUUUUUAACCCAGCCUCUUUCUAAUCCCCACGCUGUAUACCUGAACCUGGAAAAACGCUUUUCCCUGCUCCAUCUCCUCUCAAAUAAGUAUAAGCAAUUCAGGGUUGGGGGCUGGGGGUUGGGCAGGCGGUAGGGUGGAAAUCCUCCUCUGGUCUUAGAACACACAGACAAAUGCAUUUUGAACAGAAUGCCUGAUUGGAUACCCUUAUUGGGAAAGUUGAAUGAACUUGCAUUGUCAGAGAAAAGCCUGAGUUCAUGUCCUCUAAAAUUCAUGCUCCAGACACAGGAGGAAAGUUAAGGGGAAAAAAUGACCUGGUCUGAGGCAGAAAUAAAGGUUAUCCAAAUAAUUGUUCAUGUCGGAAAUUUUUAUUUUGUAACUGUGAUAAAGUUCACAUAUCAUACAAAUUCCACCCAUUUAAAGGGUACAAUUCAAUGACUUCUAGUAUAUUCAGAGUUGAGCAACCAUUAUCACAAUCAAUGUUAGAAAAAUUUCAUCACCCCAAAAGAAACCCUACACCCAUCAGCCAUCAUCCUCAAGCCCACUGGCCCACCUCAACCCUAGGCAACCACUGAUCUAUUUCUGUCUCUGUAGCCUAUUCUGGAAAUUUCAUGUAAAUGAAGUCAUACAAUAUGUGGUCUUUUGUGUCUGGCUUCUUUCGUUUUCAAGGUUGCUUCAUGUUGUAACGUGCGUCAGAACUUCCUUUUUAUGGCAGAUCAUUCCAUUGUAUGGCUAGACCACAUUGUAUUGGGUUGUCGGGAAAGUCAUGAUGCA